AAACCACUUCACAGGUCUACCGCAACCUACAUAUAGCUAUUCGUUUUAAAAGUUUACGACGAUCAUGGCAAUCUUUGCUUUUGUCCUAAGCGUCGUGAUGUUGGUAUCUACGGGUCUGGCUGCUGUAUCACCGACAAUAGACGAGAAGCUGCAAACUGCAAUGACGGAAGUCAUUGUCAACCCCGAAAAGGAAUACGAAUGUCUUCUGUUCCGCUUGGAGGACAAACUCGACAGAAUGAAAGAGAAAAUGGCCGAGAUGGAAAGAGAAUUGAAGAAGAAAAUAACACCGCUCCCCAACCCGACACAAGCUGUCAAUGCUUCACAAUAUGCAUUUAGUGCAUACCUGUCUGACAAGAACGCCCUGCACACCAGUGGCAGCUUGAAGUAUACCAAAACCAUCUCGAAUGUCGGAGGAGCUUACAACGAAUAUACGGGUGUGUUUACGUCUGCAGUUGACGGAGUGUACGUCUUCCAUUUCCACAGCAGUGUAUAUGCUUAUGCAAAGCAUUGUGUCCUCACUCUCUUCCAUGAAAACAACAACGUCACAAGUACUUAUGGCUAUGACGGGAAUGGUUUCGCUUCGUUUAGCAACACUGCUGUUAUAGAACUGAAAAACACAGAAGUUGUACAUGUUGCAGUUACGUCACCGUUUACAAAAAGCUCUUGUUAUUUGCGAGGCCGAUUCACUACCUUCUCGGGGUUUAAAAUAGCCUAGACAGAAAAUGGCAUUUUACCAAAGUUUCAGUAGAUACUACCUAUAUAUAUAUAUAUGUAUAUAUAUGCCUGGACUUUCUCCCUGUGCUUGUUGCAUUCAACAUCACUGUAUUACACACAUUUUAAUUUAUUAAUGUCCAAAUGAAUAGAUUCCUAUAUGGUAACAAUACCCGUCGACAUUUGAAAAAAUAUUUUGAUGCGCGGAUUUUUGUGGAAAUGUUUGAUUCUGUAGUCGAUAUUUUGUAAUAAUUAAAGGAAUAAAAAACAAAUUAAUUAUUUUCGGGCUAAACAAUAUUGAAGGAAAUGACCUUCACAAAACGAAAUACAUCAAACUUAUUUUAAGUUAAAAGUUAAAAAUACAAAAAUCAUCAGGAGUAUCACCUUGGUUUUAUAAUAAAGAUGUCCUGGGGUAAAGAUGUAUUUAGUGUGAAUAUCCAUUUAUCAAUAAAAGAUUCAAAAAUUGUAUUAAAUCAUUUUGGUAUGAAUUUGCCACGUGUUUAAUAGCUACGUUUGCAAUAAAAUAGAAUUAAACUGUACUACUUCUUAUCAGCAAUAUAUAAUUUGUUUCUUAAUCCAUGUAGUUAAGUUUGUAGUUCCUUAUUAAAUAUGUUUGCUUCGUGCUGUUACCAAGAAUAAAAUACAAUCUU
Messenger RNA from Mizuhopecten yessoensis (Yesso scallop), 1361 nucleotides. Its product is annotated as collagen alpha-2(VIII) chain-like. Gene Ontology annotation, molecular function: protein binding. The coding region runs from base 65 to 715 and encodes 216 amino acids. Lineage: Eukaryota; Metazoa; Mollusca; Bivalvia; Pectinida; Pectinidae. The transcript has 2 exons. The record is from RefSeq and is a predicted model, not a curated record.